AUGGUCACAACACAUAUGAAUGAAGUUGAACUGAAAAAUCUGGUAGGAUUUUCUGAUUUAGCUGAAGAACCAUUAGUAUCAUUUUCACCUAUUCACACUUAUGAACAAAUGCCAUUAGUAACGUUAGACGAAGCAAUCGAACCAUUAUUAGCUAGUGUACCUGAUGUUAAACAAAUGUUAUGUUUUGUCAAAGAAAAUUGUCAAGAACCGAAAGACGGUUUAACACUCAAUGAAUCAGCUUCGAUUAUGUUAUAUUCAAUAGAUUGGAAACCACAAGAAAAUUCAUUUAAUCUGAUUCUUAAUCGAACGUUACGGGACGAAAAUCGAGAAAGAUUAAAACCAUGGUACCUUUAUUUAAAAUUACUUAUGAAGUCAUUAUCAAAACUUCCAUCGAUUCAUUGUUAUGUUUAUCGUGGCGUACAAAUUGAUUUGAGUAACGAAUAUCCACAAGGAAAAACAUUUACUUGGUGGGGAUUUUCAAUGUGUACUCGAUCAAUUGAAAAAUUUGAAAAAAAACAAUUUAUCGAUGAAAAAAGUCCAAGAACUCGAUUUAAAAUCGAAUGUCAAUCAGCCAAAGAUAUUCGUAAUCAUUCAUUGCAUAAAGCAACCGAUGAAAUUCUUUUAUUAUCAGCUCAAUGUUAUAAAGUUAUUUCAUCCCUGGAUUCAGGUAGCGGUCUUCAUGUUAUCCAAGUCAAAGAAAUGGAUCCAUAUUCAGUUUCAUCAUCAAAUAAUGCUGAUCGUACUUCAUCAAUUAAUUUAUCAUUUAAUCAACGAAAACCUUCGAUUAGUAUAUUGAUUCGGGAGGCAUCAUUCUGUUCAGUUGUAUUGAAAUUAACAGUAAGAUUAUAUGAAUGGUUGAAUAUUUAUUCUAUAGGAUCGUCAUCAUCAUCAUCAACAUAUCAUAAUUCUCAUUUAGAAGAUUUAUUAACUCUAUGUAAAUCCGACUCAUGUAUUGAUUUAUCUGUACGUGAGUUGAUUGAUCAAGAUAUGCCAAUUAUUGUUCAACGAGCAAUAAUUGAUAAAAAAUGUAAAGGACUUUAUUUAACAGGAAAUAAACUUUCGAGUCAAAGUAUUUCAAUCUUAUGUGAUGGAUUAUAUAAUAAUUCAACAUUGGUCGAAUUAGACUUAUCCGACAAUCACAUAUCUGAUAGUGGUAUUCAAAUUUUAAUAGAUGUUCUUUCAACAAAUAAGUCCAUUCUUAAAAGACUUCAUCUCGGGUCAAAUAAUAUAUCUGAUCAAGCUAUAAAAUAUCUAUCGGAUAUGCUUAAAACAAAUCAAUCAUUAACGCAUCUAUUGUUAAAUCGUAAUAAUAUAAGCAAUCGUGGUGUACAUUUAUUAUCGAAUGUUUUAGCAUUACAUAAUCGUUCACUUGAAGUAUUAUCAUUUUCAGCAAAUAGUUUAAUAACAGAUGUAAGUGUUGAUUCAUUAAUUGCCAUGCUUGAACAAAAUAAUACAUUAAAAGAACUUGACAUUAAAUAUUGUAAUAUGACAAUAAGCAAUAGUCAACGUCUUCAAAAAACAGCCAAUGAAAAACAUGGUUUUAAACUUUAUACAAAUCCAAUUCAAAGUACUUGUUGUGUAUCAUAA
Rotaria socialis is the source of this 1587-nucleotide messenger RNA. Lineage: Eukaryota; Metazoa; Rotifera; Eurotatoria; Philodinida; Philodinidae. The record is from the annotation of a GenBank genome assembly.